Eptesicus fuscus (big brown bat) is the source of this 1091-nucleotide messenger RNA. RefSeq names its product galectin 3 (gene LGALS3). Gene Ontology annotation, molecular function: IgE binding; carbohydrate binding; laminin binding. Bases 84 to 938 code for a protein of 284 amino acids. The transcript has 6 exons. The record is from RefSeq and is a predicted model, not a curated record. Lineage: Eukaryota; Metazoa; Chordata; Mammalia; Chiroptera; Vespertilionidae. Gene Ontology annotation, biological process: negative regulation of endocytosis; macrophage chemotaxis; positive regulation of calcium ion import. Gene Ontology annotation, cellular component: nucleus; immunological synapse.
GAGCUGCCGCCCCGUCCAGGACAGCACGACCUCCCCAGGAGCCACACCCGGAGCAAGCGAGCGAGUGUCGAGGCGCAGGGAAAAUGGCAGACAGCUUUUCGCUUAAUGAUGCCAUAUCUGGGUCUGGGAACCCCAACCCUCAAGGAUGGCCCGGUCCAUGGGGAAACCCGCCUGCUGGGGCAGGAGGCUACCCGGGGGCUGCCUAUCCCGGGACCUACCCCGGGCAGGCACCUCCUGCUGCCUACCCCGGGCAGGCACCUCCUGCCUCCUACCCCGGACAGGCACCUCCUGGCGCCUACCCCGGACAGGCACCUCCUGCCUCCUACCCCGGACAGGCACCUCCUGCCUCCUACCCUGGACAGGCACCUCCUGCCUCCUACCCUGGACAGGCACCUCCUGGCGCCUACCCUGGCCCUACAGCACCUGCUUAUCCCGGACCAAAUGCCCCAGGAGCCUACCCCGGACAACCAAGUGGGCCUGCGGCCUACCCUGGUGCCGGCCCCGCUGACAUCCCUGCUGGACCACUGACUGUGCCUUAUGAAAUGGCUUUCCCUACAGGAGUGAUGCCUCGCAUGCUGAUAACAGUUAUGGGUAUAAUAAAACUCAAUGCAAACAGUCUUGUUUUAGAUUUCAAGAGAGGGAAUGAUGUGGCCUUCCACUUUAACCCACGCUUCAAUGAGAACAACAAGAGAGUCAUUGUUUGCAAUUCAAACGUGAAUAAUAACUGGGGACAAGAAGAAAGACAGACAAUUUUCCCAUUUGAAAGUGGUAAACCAUUCAAAAUCCAAGUACUGGUUGAAUUGGACCACUUCAAGGUUGCGGUCAAUGAUGCUCACUUGUUGCAGUACAAUCACCGGGUGAAAAAUCUCAGUGAAAUCAAAGCAUUGGGAGUUAGUGGUGACAUCAAUCUCAAUAGUGUUUCACACACUAUGAUAUAAUCUUAAAGGGGCAGAUAUUCUUUUAAAAAAUAAAAACGAAUGUAAACCUUACCCAUUUAAAAGUUUCAUGCUCACUGUAAGUGAAAAAUUUUGCCUUUAUUCAACAACGUCCUUCUUAUAAAUCAUCCAUUUAAUAAAUAUUCUAAGAGUUAA